UAAAUGAACGCGCUACAUUAAAUCAAAAAGGAAAUGUGGAUUUAUUAUUUCCAACUCGUCCUCUGAACACCACAGGUUGGCGCUAAAACACACAGGCUGGAAGAAACUUUGUUAUAACAAGCGUGACCAUAGCCUACUGAUGGCCAGUACAUCCUGGCUGGCUCAUCAAGCGACACUGAUGCUGCUCUUAAUGUCCUGGAGGGAGAGCAUGCUUUGCAAUGGACUUGCAGGAGAGCAUCGUGUGGUGUGUCCGACUCUGGUCGAGGCAGUAGAAGGUGAUGCUGUUACUCUGGGGGGUUCUCUGAGUCCUCCGCUCAACUUGACUCCUUACACGCUGGAUCUGAAGAGACUUGACCUCCGUGACGAUGUGGUCCACGUCUACCGACAUGGACAGGACCAUUUCCCUCCACAGAGUCAUCACUACAGAGGCAGAACAACUCUGAUCCAUGAAGACCUGAUCGGAGGAACCGUGACGCUGCACAUCUCCUCAGUAAAUCUGUCUGACUCUGGACCGUACCAAGUCUACGUCCCAGACCUGAAAGCCCGCUGUGAAUUUUACCUCACUGUUGAAAGAAAAGCGAACGGGACAAAGAGAAAUGAUUUCAGCACAUCUGGACCUCCAGUGGGAGAAGAGAAGUCAGUCCAUCGGGGGGCUGGUGAGAACAGGAAGACUGCCCGUGCUGAUAUCCUUCCCUCUCUUCUCCUCCUCGGGAUUCUCGUAGUUCUGGUUCUGGUUCUGAUGAGAGGAAGGAAGGAGAAAAGUCCAGAGACAGCAGCGAACGGAUGUGAAAUGGAAAGCCUGAACAUGGAAGCAGCAAAAGGAGAUGAAGACCUGGAGAGAGCUGCAGGAGACCUCGUCUGAGAGCUUUAGUGAAUAUUUCUUUUUGUCAUUUAGUUACCAGACAAAGGUGACUCUAGUACCCGGGGUUUUCUUGCAUAUAUUCACCUUAAUCCGGGUUAGAUCAGUACAUAGACUAACAACUUCCCAUUUUUAAUAUUAUAAAUAAUAUUCAGUUUGUUCUACUUCUGUGGCAUAGAGCUUGUUUUUUUUGUUUUUUCAUUUGAAAAUAAUACUAAAUAAUCUCAAGAAGAAAAAUCCCUAAUGUAAUUAAUCUAACAAAAUGUAAAUAUUCAAACAAUCAAUCAAAUGAAAACAUACAGGAUUAUGUCCUAAAACUACUUGAAACAAACUCAAAUUAAACAUAAAUAAAUCUAAAAAUGUAGACACACGUCAUUUAAGUCCAAUACCACUUCAAGAGCUGUUUUUACAGCCUCACCCAAACUUAAUGUUCAACUGUAGAACUUAUUCCUCCUUAAAUCUUAUUGUUAAAUACCUACAUGCUCAAGCUGCUUCCCUGUAGGGCACCCUGUAUCUUUAUGGAUGUAUUUGUGAUAUUUUACAAUGUAUUUGUGCAUGUACUUUACCUCUUUUAACUAUUCUAUUUGUAUAUCCUUCUUCUUAAAGCUAAAUAAAGUGUUUAUAAAGCC
This is a messenger RNA of Perca flavescens (yellow perch), 1488 nucleotides long. RefSeq names its product myelin-oligodendrocyte glycoprotein-like. Gene Ontology annotation, cellular component: external side of plasma membrane. Gene Ontology annotation, biological process: regulation of cytokine production; T cell receptor signaling pathway. The transcript has 5 exons. Gene Ontology annotation, molecular function: signaling receptor binding. Lineage: Eukaryota; Metazoa; Chordata; Actinopteri; Perciformes; Percidae. Bases 140 to 862 code for a protein of 240 amino acids. The record is from RefSeq and is a predicted model, not a curated record.